AUGGCCGCGCUCAUACUUGCCGGGCUGGUCCUCCUGCUGGGGGGCUGCCAUGCGCUGGCCGGCCGGCCGAGCGCCGCCGCCGACCGGCUGCAGCACGCCGCCGCCCUGGGCCGGCCUCCCGGCCCGGGGGACCUCCUGUCGUUGGAUCUGCCGGCUGGCCCCGGCUGCACCGUCUAUGACCGGAUGCUUGAAGAGUGCCUUGUCUGCGAGGCGGGCUUCUUCCUCCAGGCCGGCGGGUGCGCCGCCUGCCCGGGCGGCUGUGUGGCCUGCACCUCGGCCAGCCGGUGCACCGCCUGCGCGGUCGGCCAGUACCUCCACCAGGGGGCCCUGUGCAUGGCCAGCUGCCCGGCCGGGACCUUCCCCACCGGGGGCGCCUGCGAAGGCUGCCCGGCCGGCUGCGCGGCGUGCACCUCGGCCGACCAGUGCACGACGUGCUCGCCCGGGCGGGUGCUUCACGCGGGCGCCUGCUUGGGCGCCUGCCCGGCGGGGACGGUCAAGUCCGCGGGCGUGUGCUGGCCAUGCUGGGCCGGCUGCACGGCAUGCGCCGAGAGCAUGCAGUGCACGGCCUGCCUGGAGGGGUACUUCCUGGAUGGCAGCAUAUGCACGCCCACCUGCCGGGCCAGCUCCUCGCCGGUCGGGACGUCCUGCACCCAGUGUCCGCACUACUGCCGGGCGUGCACAUCGGCCAGCACCUGCGUCGCCUGCUCGACCGGCUUCUUCCUCCACGGGGGGGCCUGUGUGUCCAUCUGCCCGGGGGGGACCUACGGCCGGGAGGGCGCGUGCCAGGCGUGCCCGGCCGGCUGUGCCGGCUGCACCGCGGCCGACCGGUGCACGGCCUGCGCCGGCGGGCGGCUCCUCUCCGAGGGGGCAUGCGUGGCCAGCUGCCCGGCCGGGUCGCGGCCCUAUGCCGGGGCGUGCCUGCCGUGCGAGGCCUCGUGCGCCGAAUGCAACGAGGGCGGCCACUGCACGGCCUGCAUGGCCGGCUGGCUGUUGCACGGGAUCCGGUGCACGGCCGCCUGCCCGGUGCGCACCUUCCAGUCCGGGGCCGCCUGCCUGGCCUGCCCGGCAUACUGCCGCGAGUGCGCCUCGGCCGGCAGCUGCUCGGUCUGCCUGGCGGGCUACCAUCUGUGGGAGGGCCGGUGCUUGGGCAGCUGCCCGGCCGGGACCUUCCCCACCGGGGAGGGCACGUGCCGGGACUGCGCCGCCGGCUGUGCCCGGUGCACGGCGGCCGGCGGGUGCACCGACUGCCCCGGCGGCCAGAGGCUCCUCGGCGGAAUGUGCACGGCGGACCCCUGCCCGGCCGGCACCCGGGACCAUGCGGCCGUGUGUGAGCCCUGCCCGGCCGGCUGUGCCGCCUGCUCCUCGGCGAGCAUGUGCGGCACCUGCGCCGCGGGGUACCUCCUGGAGGGGUGGACCUGCCGGCGGGAGUGCCCCCGGGGGAAGUACCCCUCGGGCGACCGGUGCGUCGCCUGCCCGGUGGAAUGCGCGGCCUGCACCUCGGCCGCGGCCUGCACCCAGUGCCAGCCCCGGCGGUAUCUGGAGGGCGGGGUGUGUCGGUUUUGCCAAAAUGGCUGCGACGGGUGCACCUCCGGGGCCGACUGCGUGAACUGCGCCCCGGGCGAGGUCAUCCACGAGGGCGUGUGCCUGGCCGGCUGCCCGGCCGGGACCUAUGUCUCCGGGGUGUCCUGCCUGGCGUGCGGGCCCGGCUGCGUGGAGUGCACCUCCGGCGCUGACUGCGUGAACUGCGCCCCGGGCAAGGUCAUGCACGAGGGCGCGUGCGUGGCCGGCUGCCCGGCCGGGACCUUCCCCUCGGGCGGGUCCUGCCAGGCGUGCGGGCCCGGCUGCGCGGAGUGCACCUCGGCCGAGCACUGCGUCGCCUGCCCGGCGGGGACGCUCCUGCACCGGGGGGCGUGCGUGUCCGGCUGCCCGGCCGGGACCUUCCUCGAGGGGGCGGCAUGCCGGCCGUGCCCGUCGGGCUGCGGCGCAUGCGCCUCGGCCGGCCACUGCACAUCCUGCGCCGGGGGGCUGCUGCUCCAUGGGGGUGCCUGCGUGGAGGCCUGCCCGGGGGGCAUGGUCGCCGCGGGGGGGCGCUGCGCCGCCUGCCCGGCGCACUGCGAGGCCUGCCCGGCGGAGGACCAGUGCACGGCCUGCGCCGCCGGGCGGGUGUUCCACAACGGCGUGUGCACGGAUGCCUGCCCGGCCGGCAGCUUCCUGGCGCCGGGGAGCGCCUCGUGCCAGGCCUGCGGCCGGGAUUGCGCGGCCUGCACCUCGGCCGACCGGUGCACCGGCUGCCGGGGCGAGUGGCUGAUCCACCGGGGCACCUGCGUGGCGGCCUGCCCGGCGGGGACCUUCCCCUCGGAGGGGCGCGAGUGCGUGGGCUGCGGGGCCGGGUGCGCGACGUGCGCCUCGGCCGACCGGUGCACCGGCUGCCCGGCCGAGCGCUUCCUCCACGAGGGCGCCUGCCUGGCGGCCUGCCCGGUCGGGACCCAUGCCUGGGGGUGGGCCUGCCACGCGUGCCCGAGCGAGUGCACGGCCUGCACCACGGACGCCAGCUGCCAGGCCUGCCGGCCGGGGCUGCUCCUCCACCAGGGGGCCUGCGUGGGGGCCUGCCCGGAGGGGACCUUCCCCUCGGGCGGCCGGUGCGUCGGCUGCUUGAAUGGCUGCUCGAGGUGCCUCGCGGCCGGGCACUGUACGGCCUGCCCCGGGCGCCUGGCCCUGCAUGGGGGCGCCUGCGUGGAGGAGUGCCCGGCCGGGAGCAGCCUGGCCGGGGGGGCGUGCGUGCCCUGCGCGGCCGGCUGCGCGGCAUGCACCGCGCCCGACCGGUGCACCGCCUGCGCCGGCGGCCGGCUGCUGCACGAGGCCCGGUGCCUGGAUGCCUGCCCCGGGGGGACCGUGGCCUCGGGGGGCGGGUGCUUGCGCUGUGCGGCCGGCUGCGCGGCGUGCACGGCGCCCGACCGGUGCACCGCCUGCACCGGCGGGCACCUGCUCCUGGGGGACCGCUGCACGCCGGCCUGCCCCGGGGGGACCUUCCUCGAGGGGGCGGCCUGCCGGGCGUGCGGGCCCGGCUGCGCGGCCUGCGCCUCGGCCGACCGGUGCACCGCCUGCCGCGAGGGCAGCUACCUGGCGGCCGGCCGGUGCGACCGGUGCCCCGGCGGGUGUGCCCGGUGCGACGGGCCGCUGGCGUGCGCCGCCUGCCAGCCGGGGUACUUCCGGUCGGCCGAGUCCGGGGCCGGGAUGCCCUGCGUGGCCAGCUGCCCGGCCGGCGAGGUGGCCAUGCCGGAGUCGAUGGCCUGCCAGGCAUGCCGGCCGGAGUGCCUCCUGUGCGCCGGCCGGCCGGAGGAGUGCCUCCUGUGCGCCGAGGGGUAUGGCUGGGGCGCGGGCGGCCGGUGCCUGGCCUGCCCGGCCGGCUGUGCCACGUGCGUGCACUCGGCGGCCGGGCAGCCGGCCCGGUGCCUGAGCUGCCGGGCGGGCUUCUGGCUGGGCCCGGCCGGGGCCUGCGAGGCGUCCUGCCCGGUGGGGUGGUUUGCCGAUGCGGACGCCGGCCCCGGCCCGGGGGCCGGGCCCGGCGGCCAGUGCCAGCCCUGCGCCAUCGGGUGCACCGGGUGCACCGGGCCCGAGCCGGACCGGUGCACGGCCUGCGCGCAUGGGCUGGACCUGCGCCCGGAGCCCGGGGCCGGGGCCACUUGCCAGUCGGACUGCCCGGCCGGGCGGUACCGGUCCGGGCCCGGGGCCUGUGACCCCUGCCACGGGGCAUGCUCCGCCUGCAAUGGGCCCACGGAUGGCGACUGCUGGCUGUGCGCCGGGGCCCUGGUGCAGGAUGGCCAGUGCGUGCAGCACUGCGCCCCGGGGCAUGUGCCGGUCGGGGGCCGGUGCCUGGCGUGCCACCCCUCGUGCGGCAUGUGCACCGGCACGCGCAGCACCGAGUGCGCCACCUGCGCCGGGGGGCUGCUGGCCAUGCCGGCGGCCGGGGACGCGGGCCCGGGCCGGUGCGUGGCCGGGUGCCCGGCCGGCUUCCGGCCGACGGCCGACGGGCAGGCAUGCGCCCCCUGCGGCGACCGGUGCCUCCGGUGCCCGGACGCCGGCGGCCUGGCCCAGUGCCAGGUGUGCGAGCGCGGGUGGGUCCUGGCGCCGGGGUCGCCGGCCGGCGGCGGCGGCGGCGGCGGCGGCGGCCCGGCCCAGUGCCUGGAGUCCUGCCGGCCGGGCGAGGCCCCGGUCGGGGCGUCGUGCGCCGCGUGCGACGAGGCGUGCGCCACGUGCGAGGCCCCGGGCCGCGGCUGGUGCCUCACCUGCCCGGCCGGCAUCCGGCUCCAUGAGGGGGCCUGCGUGGAGCGGUGCCCGGCCGGGACCUUCGCCGACCGGGCCAGCCGGUGCCAGCCCUGCCACCGGGAGUGCGGGCCGGCGUGCGGCGGCCCCGGGCCCGAGGACUGCCUGGCCUGCCCGGCCGGCCGGGUGCUCCACCGGGGGGCCUGCCUGGCCGAGUGCCCGGCCGGGUUUUACGCGCGGGCGGGCGGCUGUGCGGCCUGCCACGCCGAGUGCCGGGGCUGCAUUGGGCCCGGCCCGGGGGCGUGCACCGCCUGCGCCGAGGCCCGGCUGCUGCUGCCGGACCCGGGGCCCACCGGGGCCGGGGGCUGUGUGGACGCCUGCCCGGCCGGGCACUUUGCCUGUGCCGGGGCCGGGCAGUGUGGCCGGUGUCCGGCCGGGUGCCUGGCAUGCCGGGCCGGGCCGGCGGCCGACGCGCCCGGGCCCUGUCGGCCGGGUGACUGCACGGCCUGCGGCCCGGGGCUGGUGCUUGCCCGGGCCCCGGCCCGGUGCCUGGACGCCUGCCCGGCCGGGGAGUUCCUGCCGGCGGAGGAGCCGAGCCCCGGGCCGGGGGAGGGCCCCCGGUGCGCGGCCUGCGCGCCGGAGUGCGGCACCUGCCGGCACGCGGCCGACCGGUGCACCUCCUGCCCCGGCGAGGGGGGCCUGGCCUGGCUGGACGCGGCCACCGGCCGGUGUGCCGCGGCCUGCGACGCCCCGGGCCAGGUGCCGUACGAGUGGCCCCCGGCCGAGGGGGACGCCUGGCCGGGCCCGGUGGCUCGAGUGUGUCUGUCCUGCGGGCCCGGGUGCGAGGUGUGCCGGGUGGCGGACGCUCGGCCGCCGGGCGGCGCGUGCUGGCUCCUGCCCGGCGGCGGGGUGUCCUGCCCGGUGGAGCCGGAGUGCCGGCGCUGCCGGGGGGGCUUGCUUCUGGGCCCGAGCCCGGGCGGGCCGGCCUGCAUGGAGGCCUGCCCGGCCGGGCACUUCGCCGACUGGGCCGGCGCCCCGGCCGGCUGUGUGGCCUGCGAGCCCGGGUGCGCGGCAUGCACGGGCCCCGGGCCGGAGGGGUGCGCCGGGCCGGGCCCGGGGCCCGAGCGCCCGGCCGGCCGGUCCGUCGGGCUGGCCCUCGGGCUGGGCCUCGGCGGGGGGCUGGCCCUGCUGCUGCUGGUCCUGGCCGGGGGGCUGGUCCUGCUGGCCGGGCGCCGGCGCCGUGCCCGGGCCGCCGGCAAGCCGGCCGACCGGCUGGGCCUCGGUGCUGCCGAGGCCGAGGCCACCAUCCUCAACACCAUCAUGGAGCUGUCGCUGCCGGGCAGCGCCCUGGUCUGCCUGGACCGGGAGUUCCACCUGCUGCCGGGGGAGCCCCUCGGGGCCGGGACCCAGGCGACGGUGGUGGCCGGCCGGCCGGCCGACGCCGGCACCCGCCAGCGGCUGGGCUGCCCGACCACGGUGGCCGUCAAGCGCCUGUCGCUGGACACCGGCCCCGGCGACCUGGGCAUGGCCCUCUUCCAGAAUGAAAUCUCCCUCAUGUGGCUGCUCCGGGGGGCGCCGCAUGUGGUGCGCAUCUUCGGCUACAGCGAGCCCCCGGCCCCGGCCAUCAUCAUGGACCGGUUCCAGGCCGACUUGCAGGGGCUCCUGGACUCGGACAUGCCCCUGGGCCCGGCCGACAUGCUGGGCAUCUGCCUGCAGUGGGCCACCGGCCUGGAGGCCAUGCAUGGGCAUGAUGUGGCCCACUGCGACCUGAAGCCGGGCAACGUGCUGGUGCGCCAGCCCGAGUCCGGCAAGUGGUACGCGGCCCUGGGGGACUUGGGCACGGCCAGGAGCCUGUCCACGGCCCGGGUGUCGGCCAUGCUGACCAGCCCGCCGGAGGUCAACGUCAUGACGGCUCCCUAUGCGUCGCCGGAG
Fonticula alba is the source of this 6195-nucleotide messenger RNA. RefSeq lists its product as hypothetical. The record is from RefSeq and is a predicted model, not a curated record. NCBI's taxonomy places the organism in Eukaryota, Rotosphaerida, Fonticulaceae. The transcript has 4 exons. Gene Ontology annotation, molecular function: ATP binding; protein kinase activity. The annotation marks the transcript as partial. Gene Ontology annotation, biological process: protein phosphorylation.